UUCAUCUCCUUUUCUUUAGCUCUUUACCUCCUUUUUGUUUUGUUUUGUUUUGUUGUUUGUGUUUUUUCCCGGGCUGCUUUUAAAGAGCCCGGGUUCGGAUUGCAGUGGGAUCAGGGGCGUGUUUACUUUCCCCCUCCGAACGUAGACCACACAGGUUGCGUCGGUGGAAUAAUUAGAGACGGCGAGCGCAGGAAGGUAAAUCCUUCACCAAGGAAUUCUGGGACGGCGUGUAGAUGUACUCCGGCUUUUGUUUUACCCAAAACACCUUUUUUACGAGGUUUAAGUAGUGCUCCGGGGGGGGCGGGGGGAAGGAGGGGGCGUGUCCCAUUCCCAUAUUUUGCAGAUGUAAUCGGUCCGUACUCCUCGUGAUAAUCCUGAUGUGAAGUGUUUUUUUUUUUUUUUUGCCGUGGAGUCGUUACAGUAUCGUCGCGGUCUGAUCCGAGUCCCGUGAUGCGGGCUUAAAUUAGACGGGUUUUAUCAUGUGAUCAGACCGCCGUGAAGUGAAGGCAGUUGUAGUUUUAAUUCCAAGACUUGUAAGACUGGUUUUCGCACAUUCUUGAAAUUAGACUGACUUUGUUCGUUCGUUUGUUUGUUUGUUUGUUUUGUUUGUUGAUUUUCCUUCAAUUUGUCACCCGUGACUGGAUGUCUGUCGUUUUUUUAAAACCAGUUAUUAACAUUUCCUUCAACUUCAACAUCGUGUUAUUGGAUUAUUUAUUCCUUUAGCGUGAAGCUAAUACGUACAGACGCUCAUCUGGAGGCGUGGGGUUUUCAGUCCCGCUCCUCCACCUUUAACACUAAACGCGCAGCUCGUCAGACGUCCCUCUGAUGUUCCGACCUCCGAGCCACGGAGAGGUCGAAGGUCACGGCAGUGAGGUCGCCGGUGUUAAUGCACGGGAUGGCGAUCGCGCCCUCGAGCACCCGGACGAGAUUCGACUCGCCGGACGCAAAUCGCGGCCAUCUGGACACGGAAAAGCCGAGGAACGCCGGAGCAGUGCCGCGGGGGGGGGCGUCGCCGUUUAGCACGCGUCACGCCUCCUUUUUAUCCCUACGCCUCCGCCCUUCGAUUCUCAAGUGUCGUCGGAGCGUCUAGCCGCGGUCAAUAACGCUAAAACACGAGCGCCGUUCAGAAAACGUACAGGAUCCCGUGAAUUCUAUUUUAAAAUGAAAUCGAUUUUCGCAGGUUUAUUUUUUCCUGCGGCUUUUUCCAAACUCGCAGAGGUUUUCAUUUUAUUUAUUUAUUUGUUUGUUUAUUUAUUUAUCGCUUUUUUGCAGAAAACUACUCGUAUUGCCUUUCAAAAGCCUUUCGCAGCGAGUGAUGUUUGUUGGUGAACGAGACCUUUUAGUUGUGGUCGUGUCGGAAGCGCGCGAAUCGACGUGGGCUUCGGUCAAACGCACGUCGUGACAUCACGUGACACGUCUGCGGCCGUUUUGAAAGCUUGAAAAGAAAACAAGUUUUCUUUAAAAAAAAAAAAAAAAAAAAAAAAGGAAUAUAAAGAUCAAAUCUCCUAGGUGUUCUUUCUUGGAAGGAUUUAUUUAUUUAUUUAUUUAUUUAUUUAUUUAUUUAAAAUGCGAUGGAGAAUCGGUGCAAAAAAUAUCCAACUAGCGUUCGGCAGAUGUGAAAUACGCGUAGAACGCCGCUUGCGUGGUUUAGUUUCGGUCAGCAGUGGCGUGGCGUUCUGUGAGGUAGCAGCGUCCGCGUUUACGAUAACGGGUUUUCCGCGUAGCCGUGUAUCCCGAGGACGGCGCGAAACCGCGCUUGAGGUCGAGCGAGUCCAGAAGGACGAGGUCGAGAUGUUUUUUGGGGGAGUCGCAACCGGACGCGAACCGGAUUUAAUUCUGGUGUGUUUGGGUUUUUUUUCUGAAAGAAGUGAAGGGCGCACUAUAGUUAACGGUGACGCCGUUCCGACCCUCGUGGUUUUUUUUUUUUUUUUUUUUUUUUUUUUUUUUCCCCCGAAUACGGUGUCGUGGUCAUGCAUGUUGACUGGAACAACAUCUGGUCUGAGAACUUGUGCGCAUGAACGUAGCUAUGGAGCGGCUAACCAACCAAACGGACGAUGGCUCGUUCGCAGUAACGUUCUCACGUUUACAACGGAGACAAACGUCACACGUUUACGUCCAGCUGGCUGCGGGUUUGGAAACGGACACCGGUAUGAACGUGAACGUUCUUGUAGAGGUCAAACAUGACCUUGUGACACGUGUGCGUCUCUCUCUCUCUCUCUCUCUCUCUCUCUCUCUCUCUCUCUCUCUGGAAGCCUGUUUCCCAGUCCGAAAGCCUCCCGUCCAUCGUGCCCUUCUUGUAGGGCGAGUUUUGAAGACUUCUCCAAGAUGGCCGUCCGACAUAAAGCGGUUCCGUCUUCAUUUCCUCGCAGUCAUGAGGUUUUUUUUUUUUUUUUUUUUUUCUUCCCUUUUUUUUUUUUUUUUUCUUUCUUCUCUCUCUCCCUUUCGCCUUGUUUUUGGCACACGUUUUAUUCUUCUCUUUCUUUCCUUCCUCGUUCAAUCUUUCAUCUUUUGCUGAACGUGUUCGAGACUUUGUAGCUUACACUCCCUUCACUGGGCUGCUUGUUAUUGUACUCACACACGCACGCACACACACACACACACACACACACACACACACACACACACACACACACACACACACACACACACACACACACACACACACAGAGUAAUGGAGAGCUCCGAUACUAUCAGCAGCUGCACAGACGGCACAUCAAAGAGCCGCGGAGGCCUCGGUGCCCGGCCCGAGCGUUCACAAGACGCGAGAACGGAUGGCACGUCCCUCUCUCGACACGCUGGAGAUGGAGCGCCGAUAAACGAUUAGAGAGUUGAAAAGAGAGACUAACUUUAAAAAAAAAAAAAAAAAGAAAAACAAGCAACUUCGAAACAGGUUCAAGUAAAGAACGCGACCAGAUUUUAAUAUCGGACCGCCGCGAGAAAGCCGCACCAGCCGAUCGAUGGGAAAAUCCGACAGCCCCGUCGACCCGCCGAUGAGGCGAUAAGGCACACGCCCUUCCUCGACUCGUUUCUGCCAGCAGCCCAGUUAUGAAAAUAACAAGCAAGUGGAGGAUGAAAGAAGGGGUUAAUUAGGGCUCGAUGGAGUGGAGGUGAAGAGAGACGUUAAUAAAUAGUCGCCGGAGACGUAAAGUGAAAAAGAAAAGAUUAAAUCGUGGGUUGGAGUCAAAAAUGGAUCGGGGGGGGGUGGAGGGAUUAAAGCUGGGAGCUGAAAAGAGGAAAGAAAUUGAGACCAGGAAAUGAGACGGGGGGAAAAAAUAGAAGAGUUGAAAGGAGAAAAGGAGUUGAAGUUCCGAGAUUAGAAAAGAAUCGAGGACCAGUCUAGAGGAAAAAAAAAGCCGAGGCUCUGCAAUGGAAAUAAAUUAAAAAAAAAAAAAAAACCAGAACUGAGAGGAGACGAGGACACGAGGAGUAAAGUAACUGAAGCUCGGAGAUUAGAAAAAGGAAAGAAAUCGAGGCUCAGACACGGAAAGGAUUGAAACUGGGAAACGGGACGGGAAGAUUGGGGAUCGGAAAAGAACCGAAGCUCCGGGAUGAGGAAGGAAGCGGCUCGGGUCUGUGGAACCGAAAGAAUCGAGUGAAAAGAAUCGCGCUUGGUGCUCGGACCCCUGAAAAGGACGAGCGGACAGGAGGAGAACGCCGAGCGCCCGGGGCGGAGGGGAAAACACCGGAGAAAAGAAGUGAGGUUUUGACAAAAAGAGUUGAAUUCAGAGACUGCAAGAGGAAAAAAAUCCGUCUCGGUUUCAAAAAGUGAAAGAAUCGAUGGGGAGAUGAAGGGAGGAAAGGGAGAGAAAGCUGGAAGAGAGAUGGAAUGGAGGAAAUAAGGAGAGAGAAAGAAGGAAGGAAAGGAAGAAAUAAGGAAAAGGAGAAUGGGGGGAAAAAUAGAGAGGAAAAGGAGCGCGAAGGAGAGAAAGAUGGAAGAGAAGGAGAGAAAGAUGGAAGAGAGAUGGAAUGGAAGAAAUAAGGAGAGAGAAAGAAGGAAGGAUGGGAGAGAAAGAAGGAAAGGAAAAAAUAAGGAAAAGGAGAAUGGGGGGAAAAAUAGAGAGGAAAAGGAGCGCGAAGGAGAGAAAGAUGGAAGAGAAGGAGAGAAAGAUGGAAGAGAAGGAGAGAAAGAUGGAAGAGAAGGAGAGAAAGAUGGAAGAGAAGGAGAGAAAGAUGGAAGAGAGAUGGAAUGGAAGAAAUAAGGAGAGAGAAAGAAGGAAGGAUGGGAGAGAGAGAAGGAAAGGAAGAAAUGAGGAAAAAGAGAAUGGAAAAAUAGAGAGAAAAAGGAGCGCGAAGGAGAGAAAGACGGAAGAGGAACGGAAGAAAUAAGGGAAGAGAAAGAAGGAAGGAUGGGAGAGAAAGAAGGAAAGGAAGAAAUGAGGAAAAAGAGAAUGGGAGGAAAAAUAGAGAGAAAACAGAGCGCGAAGGAGAGAAAGACGGAAGAGGAACGGAAGAAAUAAGGGAAGAGAAAGAAAGAAAAGGAAAAAUAGAGCGAGAAAGAAGAAAAGAGAAAAAGAAGGAUAAGUAAAGAAAGAGUUAAAAGUCCGGACGGUGACGAAGGCAGACGAAGAAUCAUCUCGACUCUGAACAGGAGAGUCCAGGCUUGGAGACGGACGAAAAUGAAGAGAGAAAAAGAGCUUCUUUUUUUUUUUUUGUGACCCAGAGAGAAAGAUCUGGUGCUCGGAGGUAGGAGGAGAGAAAGGAGGAAAGAAGGCGCGGAGGAGGGACGAGUGCGCUGUGCGGCUGAAGCGUGAAGGAUCUGAAGGUGAUAUCAGCGGAGAACAUCGGCGUGCCGAGGAUGCCUGGGAUGGCCGCGUACACUCUGUCUGGAAGGAUGUGAAUAGACUCCUCUGUAGGGGUGAUGAUGGAGCGCUCAGGCUUAUGAAGGUGAACGAAAGGAGCGAGAGAUGAGGGCGGCCACAAAAGACGCUCUGUUCUCCUCCGGCUCCUGUUGUGACAGUCGGGUCGCGCUUCGGGAGCGUCGUGUAAACUGUACUGAUCACCAGACCGGCGGAACGGUGCCGUGAAGGGCGUGAUGAGGGUCCGGGGCGUCUGCGUGUCUGUGUGAUUGGUGAAGAUGCAUCCUCUGGGUCUGUGUAAUAAUAACGAUGAAGAGGAUUUGUAUGAGUACGGCUGGGUGGGUGUGGUCAAGCUGGAGCAGCCUGAGCUCGACCCCAGCUGCCUCACCGUCCUCGGCAAGGCGAAGAGGGCGGUGCAGAGAGGGGCUACGGCCGUGAUCUUCGACGUGUCCGAAAAUCCAGACGCCAUCGAUCAACUUAACCAGCUCUCUGAGGACCCCCUGAAGAGGCCGGUGGUCUACGUUAAAGGAGCCGAUGCUGUUAAACUGAUGAACAUUGUAAAUAAACAGAAAGUGGCACGAGCCAGAAUCCAGCAUCGGCCUCCGAGGCCCACUGAGUAUUUCGACAUGGGGAUUUUCCUGGCGUUCUUCGUCGUGGUGUCUCUGGUGUGCCUCAUCCUCCUCAUCAAAAUCAAGCUGAAGCAGAGACGCAGCCAGAGCUCGAUGAACAGGAUGGCCAUUCAGGCUCUGGAGAAAAUGGAGACCCGAAAGUUUAAGGCGAAGGUUAAAGGUCAGCGCGAGAGCAGCUGCGGCGCGUUGGAUUCUCUGAGCAGCAGCUCGACGUCGGACUGCGCCAUCUGCCUCGAGAAAUACAUCGACGGAGAGGAAUUGAGGGUGAUCCCUUGUGCGCAUCGUUUCCACAAGAAGUGCGUGGAUCCAUGGCUUCUGCAGCAUCACACUUGUCCACACUGCAGGCAUAACAUCAUCGAGCAAAAGAAAGGAAACCCUGGCCCCGUGUGCAUGGACCCGGGGAACCCGGGGCUCCACAGUCGGCAGCGAAGUGUGGUUCUCCCUGUUCACUAUCCAGGAAGAGUGCAUCGAGCUGGGCAAGUGACGGCGUUUCCAACUCGUACUAGCAUGGAUACCCACGGGAACCCAAUUACCGUAUUAACAGUGGACCAACAUCCGGAUCAGAACCUUUACCCCUCGCAGUCAAAUUUCAUUCGGAGUUACCAUGGUAUGAACCCUCAUCACUGCACCCUAGAGCAUCGAGCACUUCCUUACCCUCAACCGCAUGCCUUCAAGCGCCCCAAAUUUCCUCGCAACUUCUCUCGUGCCUCUUGUUUCUCGCAGUACGAGACCAUGUAUCAGCACUACUACUUCCAAGGCUUGACGUUUCCCCAGCAGGAAGGUCAGCCCGGCGGCGCGAGCCACAAGGGCCACGCUCGAUCCUUCCAACCUGGACUUCUUUACCCAACUUUGGUGCACAUGGCAGCACCUUCCUCUUCUCGUCUGGUGGACUCUGGAAGCGCUUCGGGGCUCGGAUGUUACCACGGACACGGACGAUCCGUGUGCAGCGGGUAUCUCGCGGAUUGUCCCGGCAGCGAUAGCAGCAGCAGUAGCAGCAGUUCAGGACGAUGCCAUUGCUCUUCCAGUGAUUCCAUGUUGGAUUGCACGGAAGUGAGCAACCAGGGCGUUUAUGGAAGCUGCUCGACUUUUCGAAGUUCUCUCAGCAGCGACUACGAUCCGUUCAUCUAUCGGAGCAAGAGUCCCUGCCGGGGGGCGGCUGGAGAAUCCGCUUCAGGACUCCCGGCGACGUCGUCCGUUAGUGACGAUAUUUUGGCUCCUGUCUCAGGAGGUACAGACUUCGUUCCGCCUCCUGUAGGACCGUGCUACAAUUCGGGGGACCAGCUAUCGAAUUGUAGCGUUGAGCCUAACUGUAGUAGCCACUCGUCACUGGAAACCAGGGAAAUCACUAGCACUACCUCAGCCACAGCCCUAGAGGGAACCGUGGAGCAUUGUGUGGAACAAGGGGCGGCAUGUAGCUGCUGUUUUGAGGUUCCUCCGCCGAAUGUGGAGCGUAAAGGACAGGAAGGAGCAGACGGGGUAGGACGUUGCCGCCGAGGCGCCGAGCCUCAAAGCGUGUCCGUUGCUUCUGCGCAGAACUUUUACGCCGCUAGCAACGAGCUGAUGUCACCCGCCGAGCGUGCUAGCUACGACGGACUGCCUUGCUGCUUCUACACCGAAAUGAAAGUACACCGAGGAAGCGUCGGACGUUACGCCGAGGAUUAUUCCGUAAACGUACACUACGCCCAAACGGACAGCGACGGCUGCUCGGGACAAGGAUGCUGCGAACUCACUCAGCGAAUACCCAUAAUCCCUGAGGACACGGACUGCGAAUUGGGUCUCGUUUCCGAGCCUCAAACAAACCUUCUAACAGGACAGAACAGGACUUCCUUAGACACUAAUCAAGGGUUUUUCACCUCAGGACAAUACAGAGGUCAAACAUAUCAACAGCAACAAGACGAGGAAGCGAGAGCGCUGUUUUCCGCUCAGUUUAAAUUGAGCAAAUCUACAACCGAGGGCUCUGGAUUGUAAAGGGGGAGGGGUUGGGGGUUUUUGUUUAGGGGGGAGGACUAGAACGGUCUCACGAUUACCGAGUUCAUAAGAAUUUGCACGUAUUACGAGUUGUGAACGGCCAGCGUUCAUUCAAGACGGGGGCGGAGUCAUCAGUCAUAGCUUUUCCUUACGAAUCCGGUCGCGAGAGUCUCUGCCGCCGUUAAAAAUCCAUCUCGCACGUCUCGAAGUGUACUCCUGAAACCGAAAUCAUUUCUCUUCGCUCGAAGUGCCGUUUCGUUUUCAGUCGACGCUCUUCAUUCCCGCGGGCUUGAGAAUCUUAGCCACACCAACUAUUUGAAAAAUAAAUAAAUAAAUAAACAACACGCAACACAAGGGGUUUUAAUUCCACAACAGGGUUCAUCGACGUUUAGUUAAUAUUAAAGAAAGCACCUGGCUUGUUCUGGCUACAAUUUGGAAACAUUGUAUUUAUUUAAUUUUUUUUGGGGGGGGGCCACCUUUCACAGCUGACGCUUUAGGUGUACGAGUACUUCGUCGUUUAUAGUUAUUACGGUCAGGACCGCGUGACAUGUCAGCUAGCUAGAUCAUCAUCACUUAGGUAAAUAAAACCAAAAGCGAACGUUUCGGAGGAAGCUGGGCGUGGGCUGUUUCGGGGGGGGGGGCAUUGAACACGUCCGUCACGUCGUCCCAUCUCACCUCGUCCUCUCCUUUCUCUCUCAGGGUCACUGCCUCAUUAGUACAGAAACAGACCAAGAUUAACACUUUUGUUGUUGUUGUUGUUGUUUUAUUAAUACAAGCAGGAGACUACUGAGCUGUCUGUACUAUACACCAAAGUUUAGCUAGUCUCCGACGUGCAGUUCAACAGUUUAUAGAGCAAGAAAUUAUAAUGAGCAGAUUAUUCAACAGUUAGUCUUUUUUUUUUUUUUCUUUUCUUUUCCUUUUAGGAAAUGUUUUGGUUGUUUUUGUUUUUUUUAAAUCAUGAUUUAAAGAACACACGCGUUCACUGUUAGACUGAAAAGGCCAAAGCGUAACGGUUUAAGGAGACACAAAUGCAGUUUUAUUUUUCUCGUAAAGCUCACACACUUUGAAAUUAUAAUUAUAAAAUGACUUCACACACACACACACACACACACACACACACUCGCACACCCAUACACACCUUCAUGCCUUUCUGUUUUUACAGAAUAUUUUAUGCUGUUUCUAUGAAAUGUACCCAUACGGCUUUCACAUUUUGAGGCGGACAUUUUGAAAUAACUUUAUUUAUACAUCGGCUAUUACAGUGCUGUAACACGAAAAGAGUCUAAUCUUGCCUUCCAUAGAGUUAUGUACUGCAAAUGAAUAUAGCAUUUUUUUUGGGGUACUUGUCACUAUUUAAUUAUUAUUUUUUUUUUGUAUUGUUUGUAGCACUUAAGAAGAUUGUAUAAAAGAACCUAUGUACAAAAAUUAAUAUUUUGUAAUUUUUUUUUUUUUUUUUUUUUUAAAGAUAUAAUUAUUUUCUCCAUCAUUUCUCAUUCUUCAGAUGUUCAGCGGGCUAGAGCUUGAGCCGUGUAUAUUUCUGUAUAGCAGCACAUUUUCAUACAUGGAAAUAUGUUCUCUGAAUAUUUAUUGACUAAUAUAUUUAUCUGUAAGCCAUGUCUUAUGUUCAGAGUGUCUGAAGAAGUUUUUGGAGUGUUUUGCUUUGGAGAUCACUAAUAUGAAAACUUUUGUAAAUACAUGGUAAUUGCACACGAGAUGAUUAAAUAUCCUCUGACCAAAAACCGCUUUUAAGAUUUUAGUACUAUACAGUUUUGUAACAAAGUGUACAAAGAUUUGGAAAAAUUAUAUGGUUUUAUUCAA
Molecule: messenger RNA, 9208 nt
Organism: Ictalurus punctatus (channel catfish)
Lineage: Eukaryota; Metazoa; Chordata; Actinopteri; Siluriformes; Ictaluridae
Gene: znrf3
Product: zinc and ring finger 3
Exons: 8
Coding region: 5075-7393 (772 amino acids)
Biological process (GO): Wnt receptor catabolic process; negative regulation of canonical Wnt signaling pathway; ubiquitin-dependent protein catabolic process
Molecular function (GO): frizzled binding; ubiquitin protein ligase activity
Source: RefSeq, a predicted model, not a curated record